Messenger RNA from Canariomyces notabilis, 796 nucleotides. RefSeq lists its product as uncharacterized. The record is from RefSeq and is a predicted model, not a curated record. NCBI's taxonomy places the organism in Eukaryota, Fungi, Ascomycota, Sordariomycetes, Sordariales, Chaetomiaceae. Bases 311 to 625 code for a protein of 104 amino acids. The transcript is spliced from 2 exons.
CUUGAUUUCAGGGUCCUGGUCUUGGCAGGUUUCUGGGGUCGACAGCCUCGGACGGCCUACUCAACCUCUCUCCCAUCCCGUCAUUGGGUGGUUUUACAUAGCCAGCAUCGUCAUCCAUAGCAUCUAUGUCAUGGGGUGUGUGACGUCGGCAACAACCACGAUGAACGGACUAUAUAAGCUUCGGUUUCCAUAACUACGGAAAUUGUCGAGGGAAACAAUACGAACCCAUACACAUCUCACCCUUGACAUAUCAAACCCGAAACUUCAAAAUCAGAGAUCAAAGAUAACAAUAACCCACGAGACAUAAGCCAUGACACGUCACACGUACGCCACUACAACCACCACCACUGUCCCCCGUCGGCGCGGACUCUUCAGCCGCCGUGCUGCAGCGCCUCGCCGAGCUCCUGCCCCUCGCCGCCGCGGCUUCUUCAGCGGCCGCCGCGGUGCUGUUCCGGUGACGGUCCCACAUCAUCAGAAGCGUCGGACCUCCAUCGGAGACAAGAUCAGUGGCGCCCUGCUCAGGCUCAAGGGCACCUUGACUGGUCGGCCAGGGCAAAAGGCGGCCGGUACCCGUCGAAUGCAUGGGACUGACGGGCGCGGAGCCCGCCGGCGUCAUUUCAUCUAAGGCCACGACCAAGUUGGAUUUUUAGGGUGGGAGACGCGGAGACGGAAUUGUACAACACCAUAUAAGAUACCCAAGCACGAUAGGAUAGAGCUGUCAGAUCGCGUAAGGCGAAAAGGGGGGUCCAGUCAAUUAGUUGCAUUUGCGAUACCAUUCGGAUUUCAGAAAACAAGC